GCCCGCCGACGGACCGACUGACGGACGGGUCCGACGGACGGACGGACAUGUGCAGCGCACACAUGUGCACACAUUUAGUGUAGCUCUAGGAGCGCUCUGGAGCGGCGCUGGAGCAGGCUGGAGCGCGCUGAUGUGCAGGCCGCCCUGGCCCGAGGCUAGCAGGCCAUCGGCAGGCCUCCGGCAAGGCCAGGCCUCACGCCAUGAGCUCCCUGGGCAAGGCUCACGGCCCGGCUCACCAUGAGCAGGACGCAGCGGCCGCCGCCCAGGACGACGUGGCGGGGGCGGUCGCUGAUGAAAACGAGAAGAAGAAGAAAGGGAAGAAAGAAGAAGCCAUCAAAUACCUGUCACUGACGCUACAAUGGUUUCGGGACAACAUCCUCCUCGGCUUCACCAUCGCCGGCGUGCUGGUCGGCAUCGUCCUGGGCUUCAUCGGCCGCCUGGCCGGGCCGACGCCGGAGAGCAUCGCGCUCAUGUCCUUCCCCGGGGAGGUGCUGAUGCGCCUGCUCAAGAUGAUGAUCCUGCCCCUCAUCAUCUCCUCGCUCAUCGCCGGCAUGGCUCAGCUGGACGCGCGGCGCUCCGGCCGCAUGGGCUUCCGCGCGCUGGCCUACUACAUGGUCACCACCGUGCUGGCGGCCAUCGUGGGCAUCAUCGUGGUGCUCGUCAUCCACCCGGGCGACCCCUCGGCGAAGGCCAUCGUGCGGGGCGCCGGGCCGGCGGGCGAGACCCGGGUGUCGACCCUCGACGCCAUCCUCGACAUCGUCCGAAACAUGUUUCCCGAGAACUUGGUCCAGGCAUGCUUCCAGCAAGUACAAACAUCGGUUAAAGAGGUUCCCGCCAAGUACAACAAGCCGGCCGUUGUGGAGAGGACGCUCGUGUACAAGGACGGGACCAACGUCAUGGGCAUGAUCGUGUUCUGCUUGGCGUUCGGCCUGCUGGCGGGCCAGAUGGGCCGGCGGGGUCGCAUCAUGGUCGAGUUCUUCGUGGUGCUCAACGACAUCAUCAUGAAGCUCGUCGGCAUCAUGAUGUGGUACUCCCCGUUCGGAAUCAUGUGUCUGAUCGCGGGCAAGAUCAUGUCCAUCGCCAACAUGGCCUCGACGGCGCAGCAGCUCGGCCUCUACAUGGUGACGGUGGUUCUGGGCCUGCUGGUGCACGGACUCGUGACGCUGCCCAUCAUCUACUGGACCGUCACUAGAAAGAACCCGGCCACCUUCUUCCGCGGUAUGCUCCAGGCCUGGGUGACGGCCGUGGGCACCGCGUCCAGCGCGGCCACGCUACCCGUCACGUUCCAGUGCCUGGAGGAGAACAACGGCAUCGACAAGCGGGUGACGCGCUUCGUGGUGGCCGUGGGCGCCACCGUCAACAUGGACGGCACGGCGCUCUACGAGGCCGUGGCCGCCAUCUUCAUCGCGCAGAUGAACGGGAUCCAGCUGGGCAUCGGCGACAUCAUCACGGUCAGCUUGACGGCCACCCUGGCGAGCAUCGGCGCCGCCUCCAUCCCGUCGGCCGCGCUCAUCACCAUGCUGCUGGUGCUCACCGCCCUGGGGCUGCCCACCUCGGACGUGUCGCUGCUCUUCGCCGUCGACUGGCUGUUGGACCGCAUCCGCACCUCCAUCAACGUGCUGGGCGACGGCUUCGGCGCCGGCAUCGUGUACCACCUGUCCAAGGACGAGCUGGACGAGAUGGACCAGGAGCGGCACGCGGACGACGCCGAGCUGGGCGUCGUCGGCCUGCUCGAGUCGCGCAAGCUGUCCGUCUUGGACGAGGAGACCCGGAAGCGCUCCGUGGACCUCGCUACCAGUGGCUCGGCGGCCAACGCGGAGACGACCAUGUGAGGGGGGCCAUCGGAGGAGGAGCAGGAGUAGGAGGGAGGGAGGGAGGGGACGGUAGGAGAGGAGAGGAAGCGGGAGGAGGAGGACCUUUUGGACGUCUAGUACACGGCGUUGGUCGCAGGGACAGACAUUGUACAGCAAGGGAGGCGACGUCGGGGAGCCGCGGCGCCCCGGGAAAGGGAGGGGGAGCCGCAGGAUCACUGCAGGGAGCAUUCGAGUUGAGCUCGGCGGGGUAACUCGCGAGGUAACUGACUAUUAAUUUUUACGAUAUACGUAACCAAAGAUUUUUUUCUUGCGCGCUAAGUAUGUACCAUCGGAGAAACAUUUUUAUUUUGGGGAGCCUCUGUAGCUCUUCGCCCUGUGUAUUAUUGGUUUGUAUAAGAGGCACACGCUCUUUCGGCGAGCAACGUAGCAUCACUGCCAAUAUCGGGGAAGGUUUCAAUACACGAGGAUUCAAAAUACUACUUGUAUUAUCGUCAAGUCGAACGGAAUAAUAUUUAUUUCUGAUCAUUUAAUCCACAUUGACAUUGUAUUAUGCAUCUAAUCAGUAUUUUAAUUGCUAUAUUACGAUAUAUGUACUACUCGUAUAAUGCUUCAUUGAGACGAUUAGAAAUACUUGAUUUCCGCCCAGCAUGUUAAAAAGGCACUUUGAAUGUAUGCGUCGUGUGAAUGAAUGUGUUUUGUGAAGAGCCAAGGACCGUUUGGCCGACAAAAGGCAGCCGGCAAGAAAAUGCACACAAGAUUGGACACUUGAUUGAAAUGUACACAAGUACGUUAGAUCGGGACGUUUGCUCCACGAACUCCCAGGGAAACUUCUGAAAAGACGUGGUGGCAAACAGUGAAUAAUAUAACCAUGUAUUUGUUCAUAGCGUAUCUCCCUACACAUUACUUUUGGCGUACCUCGUAAUGCGUACUGAGCAAAGUUUGAGUACAAAAUGAGAAAUGUAAGAUUUUUACGAAAUAUGUAUGCUCUAUAUGAAAAUAUGACCCAAAAUAUUAUCCAAAAGUAUUCGUAACUGGGUAGCAAUAUUUGAGCUUCUCUUUCACAGUGUAGGAACACUGCACGUUGUUCAAAUGUUAUACCCCAUAAAUAUUAUCAAGAGUAAAUUUAUAUUCUCAUGAUUAUGAUAUAGACAUAAAUUUAGAAAUAAUAAUUACAGUAUGUUUUAUCGGAAAAACGUAAUCUCGAAAUCUAUUUAUAUCGUAUGUAAUCUUGGAGCAUGAUUCCAGCCCUAGCGUGUAAUUUUUAUGUGAGCUAAUGUAAUGUUGUCCUUCCAGAACGCAAUUCCUAGUGUGUAAGUUACUAAAGUAAGUCCUCAUUAGGUUUUUAAGAUCGACGUAACUUAAGCAAGAUACGACUAAGAUAGAGACAUAUUCAUAUUACUCGUAUAGGAAGAUACUACUAGUCCGCACGCUGCGUGGUGGUACCACUGCCAUACUCAUCACCAUCGUUAUUUGUAUCUGGCCAUAUUAUCAUUGUUAAAUAAAAGUAAUUUAUUUAUA
Frankliniella occidentalis (western flower thrips) is the source of this 3332-nucleotide messenger RNA. RefSeq names its product excitatory amino acid transporter-like. The coding region runs from base 201 to 1832 and encodes 543 amino acids. The record is from RefSeq and is a predicted model, not a curated record. The transcript has 11 exons. NCBI's taxonomy places the organism in Eukaryota, Metazoa, Arthropoda, Insecta, Thysanoptera, Thripidae. Gene Ontology annotation, molecular function: neutral L-amino acid transmembrane transporter activity; glutamate:sodium symporter activity; L-glutamate transmembrane transporter activity. Gene Ontology annotation, cellular component: plasma membrane. Gene Ontology annotation, biological process: L-glutamate transmembrane transport.